AUGAGAGACAAACACCAUAUGCAGGUGAUAGCAGGAUAUUACUACAGAAAUAAGGAAAAGUUGACGAAAGAAAAAGCCAAAUUCAUCCCCAACUUUCCUCGCAUAGUGGAGAACUUACACCGGAUAAGGAUUAUCAAUAAGUCCCAGAAAAUGUUCAUAUCUAUUUUGUUGGUGAGUUCAUCAGUAUUGGCAGCUGUCCUGUCUGAAAGUCCCACUAUCUGCCCCUGUCCUAAGAUUUUAAACCCAGUCUGUGGUGAUGACGGCUUUACGUAUGCCAAUACAUGUUUAAUGAAAUGCGCAGGUGUACAGGCAGCCGAAGAUUCGGAUUCAUGUUGUAAAUGUAAGAAGAAUUACAACCCCGUCUGUGGCGUGGAUGGCAAGUCUUAUGGAAACAAAUGUGUGGCCUUUUGCAAAGGCGUUCGAAUAUCAAGUAAGGGUGAAUGUCCACGUCCAGUAGUGUGUACAGCCGACUACACACCUGUAUGUGGAGUUGAUGGAGUAACUUAUGGAAAUGCUUGUGGCGCUCAAGCAGCUAAUGUUGAAAUUGCAUCAGAAGGAGAAUGCCCGAAGCCAUGUGCUUGUCCUUUUAUUUUGAAACCUGUAUGCGGUGUUGACGGCAAAACUUACGCUAAUGCAUGUACCGCGAAUUGCAAGGGAAUUGAAGUUGCCUCUGAAGGAGGAUGUCCCCGCGCAUGUCCUAACCUUUACGCGCCCGUCUGUGGUGAAGAUGGAAAUACUUAUUCUAAUGAGUGCCAGGCUGAAGUUGAGAAUGUGGCUGUUGUCAGUAAAGGCCCUUGUUAAGAAGAUGGAUGACCUGUAGACACUCCCCCAGCACAAUAAAAUUAUCUUUAAAUGACCUCCUACGCAUUGUUCAUCGUUAUAAAAUCCUUUAAAAUAUUGUACUUUUUUGUUAUCUUGAAAAUCAUGUGUACGGCU
Saccostrea echinata is the source of this 936-nucleotide messenger RNA. RefSeq names its product serine protease inhibitor dipetalogastin-like. Gene Ontology annotation, molecular function: protein binding. The record is from RefSeq and is a predicted model, not a curated record. NCBI's taxonomy places the organism in Eukaryota, Metazoa, Mollusca, Bivalvia, Ostreida, Ostreidae. The coding region runs from base 1 to 801 and encodes 266 amino acids. The transcript has 8 exons.